Messenger RNA from Kuraishia capsulata CBS 1993, 222 nucleotides. RefSeq lists its product as uncharacterized. The transcript is spliced from 2 exons. The record is from RefSeq and is a predicted model, not a curated record. Gene Ontology annotation, biological process: mitochondrial electron transport, NADH to ubiquinone. Lineage: Eukaryota; Fungi; Ascomycota; Pichiomycetes; Pichiales; Pichiaceae. The coding region runs from base 1 to 222 and encodes 73 amino acids.
AUGUCAUCCCCAGUUCCAUUUUCACUCGCCAACAAGAAACUGGUGUCAUCGUUAUAUCGCCAAUCUUUGAGAACCGCGCAGAAUUGGAUCAACCGCAAGGAUUUCUACAGAAAGAAGGCUGCUGAAAUCAGAGGCAGGUUCGAGGCCAACAAACACAUUGAAGAUCCAAAUCAGCUGAAGAGUUUCAUCAGGUUGUGCUCGACCAAGCUCAGGCUUUACUGA